Molecule: messenger RNA, 444 nt
Organism: Mytilinidion resinicola
Lineage: Eukaryota; Fungi; Ascomycota; Dothideomycetes; Mytilinidiales; Mytilinidiaceae
Exons: 3
Coding region: 81-308 (75 amino acids)
Source: RefSeq, a predicted model, not a curated record
UGAGGAAUCGAAGGCUGCUUCCAAGGGCUCUGCGCGCGUUCUCAAGAACGCGAAGCUCCCCCACAUGCGCACUCAGGCCUAUGACAGCAAUGGAAAGAAGAUCAGAUAUCCACCCUGCUGGAUCUGCAAAUGGCGCCACGAUUCGAAGAAGACCCGCUGCAACCCGAGUAUGUGAUGUCCUCUUGUCACCGUCUGAGGUACUUCAACUGAUUAUCAUAGAGCGCAAGGACAAGCGUAAGAAGGCUCAAUCUGGAGCCGCUGACGCGAAUAUCAAAGAGGAGGCCAAGACUGAGGAAGUGACCGUUUGAUCUGAAGGCUCUGGUUGUGCACUUGAAGUAGGGGGGCAGAAGCGAGGGCGAUGAAGCGAGAUAUCCGCCCCUAUGUAGCUGACACUGAGAAUGACAUCCUGAUUCUCUACGACCUUUUUACGAUACCAUAUGAUGC